This is a messenger RNA of Tripterygium wilfordii, 766 nucleotides long. Its product is annotated as protein RALF-like 19. The coding region runs from base 173 to 562 and encodes 129 amino acids. The transcript has a single exon. The record is from RefSeq and is a predicted model, not a curated record. Lineage: Eukaryota; Viridiplantae; Streptophyta; Magnoliopsida; Celastrales; Celastraceae.
UUCAUUUUCUUUCCAUGAAUAGUCAUUACCAUAACAAAUUAGCUUUUGAUUUUACAGGCACAAACACAGUUGUCAUCACUCCCUUGAAACUCUGUUACCCUCCUCUUAUUACCCUUCUAUUUAUCAGGAAGGGCAAGGAGGGCUACCCAGUAGUGUUUUCACUCAAAGAAAAAUGGGUUGUAAUAAGUUCUGGCCAGUUUUCCUGCCUUUGGCCUUGGCUGCAAUGGCAAACUUGAGUUUAAGAAAUGCAGCAACCUCAUCAAACGCUGAUCUCUUGACCCCUUCUCAUGUGGGUACUGGUCGCUUAAUUGAGGACGACACAGAGAUGUUGAUGGACUCUGAGAUCAAUCGUCGUGCGCUUGGAGAAAGGAGAGGGAGAUACAUCAGCUAUGGUGCAAUGAGGGCCAAUAAUGUCAUAUACUCGUAUGUAACCACCCCGGACAUUCCUAUUACCACAAAUGCAACAGGAGGACGAGGGCUAACCCUUACCGCCGUCGUUGCAGUGCCAUCACCCGUUGCAAGAGGUACACUCGUUAAUGAAAAAAAAAAAAUUAGUUCGUAGGACACUCAGAGAGAUCAAUGAGAGAGGAAAUAAAAGGCUUAAAUUAGGGAUAUUUGGUAAUAGUGUCAAAAGGGUAUCUUUCUCUUUGAUUCUGUAAUCGCACUGGUGUCCCUACAUGUUCUUCUUCAUUUUCAUGUCUCAACAUAUCUAUGGAGGAAGUAAAAGGCCAAAACAUUAUUUUAUGUAAACCAUGUAAAAACAGAG